AGAACCUAUCAUCAGUUUUCGAAAAGGAGGCAGUGAUGCAAAGUUUGACACGCUUCUUUUUGUUUUUCACUUUCUCUGGACUUGUGGACUAGUUAAAUCACUCAUUGAACGGGAGAGUACCACUAGUAUAGGCAUUAGCAGGGUUGGCUAAGCGUGGGUCUCAGCUGCAAUGGCCGUCGGAGUUCUUGCUUUACAGGGGUCUUUCAACGAACACAUAGCAGCGCUUAGGAGACUGGGUGUGAAGGGCGUAGAGAUUAGGAAGCCUGAACAACUGGACAGCGUGACCUCCCUUAUCAUCCCUGGAGGAGAGAGUACCACCAUGGCUAAGCUCGCCGAGUACCACAACCUGUUUCCUGCUUUGCGUGAAUUUGUUAAAAUGGGGAAGCCUGUUUGGGGGACCUGUGCAGGGCUUAUCUUCUUGGCAGACAAAGCUAUUGGACAGAAAACAGGAGGGCAGGAGCUUGUUGGGGGCUUAGAUUGUACUGUUCAUAGGAACUUUUUUGGCGGUCAGAUUCAGAGCUUUGAGGCAGAGAUUUCAGUACCUAACAUUGCAGCUACGGAAGGUGGUCCUCCGAGUUUUCGUGCAGUUUUUAUCCGUGCUCCUGCAAUCCUUGAAGUGGGACCAGAAGUUGAAGUGCUGGCCGAUCUUCCUGUUCCAUCUGACAAAACAGUUGAUUCAAGUUUUGCUUUAGAAAGCCAAGAGGAGAGUUCCGGAUCUGAGAAGAAAGUGAUUGUGGCGGUAAAGCAAAAUAAUUUGUUAGGGACUGCCUUCCAUCCUGAAUUAACUGCAGACACCCGAUGGCACAGUUACUUCUUGAAGAUGGUGAAUGGGGUCGGAGAAGGGUCUUCAAAUAGCAUUUUGACAGCGGGGGAGGAUCUAAGCCUCUACCAACUACCCAAGAUUGAUCUUCCUAUAUUUCAAUAGCACCAAUAAAAUCACAAAAAGAUUUUAUGAUAAAAGAAUUGGUUAUAUUUUACCCUCCCUUAUUUCUUUUCUUUUUCUUAUUUUCUAGAAAUCCUACGUGUUUUACUAGCCUUCAAUCUUUGAAGAUGUUCAACCUGUCCAUAUUUAACAGGAAUUAAAAGUUUGCUUAAGGUGAUUGAAUCCCAUUAUAGGAUUGUUUUUAAA
This is a messenger RNA of Cornus florida, 1129 nucleotides long. Its product is annotated as probable pyridoxal 5'-phosphate synthase subunit PDX2. The transcript is spliced from 7 exons. Bases 170 to 925 code for a protein of 251 amino acids. Gene Ontology annotation, cellular component: glutaminase complex; cytosol. Gene Ontology annotation, biological process: pyridoxal 5'-phosphate biosynthetic process; pyridoxine metabolic process. The record is from RefSeq and is a predicted model, not a curated record. Gene Ontology annotation, molecular function: glutaminase activity. Lineage: Eukaryota; Viridiplantae; Streptophyta; Magnoliopsida; Cornales; Cornaceae.